AUGACGGCGAUACGACCAACCGUGGCCAUCCGCGCCGCCCGCGCCAUCAAGACCACUGCCGCCGGAGCGUCCACGAGGGCCUUCUCUCUGACAGCCCGCCGCGCUGGUGGUGGUUCCGACUUUGAUCCUCCUUCCGGCUGGCUCUGGGGUGUCAAGCCUGGCGAGAAGUACGAGAAGGAGGGUUGGGAGACGCCUUUCUACACCCUGUUCUGUGGAGGCAUCAUCGCCACUGGCGUUGUUCUUGCCUUCAAGCCUGAUACUUCACUCGAUACCUGGGCCCUCGAGGAGGCCAGGCGGAGAUUAGAAAAGGAGGGCAUCCUGCCGGACCCUGAGAAGUGA
Colletotrichum orchidophilum is the source of this 339-nucleotide messenger RNA. Its product is annotated as NADH:ubiquinone oxidoreductase 11.6kD subunit. The transcript is spliced from 2 exons. Lineage: Eukaryota; Fungi; Ascomycota; Sordariomycetes; Glomerellales; Glomerellaceae. The record is from RefSeq and is a predicted model, not a curated record. The coding region runs from base 1 to 339 and encodes 112 amino acids.